Messenger RNA from Saccharomyces paradoxus, 2121 nucleotides. RefSeq names its product Mam3p (gene MAM3). Gene Ontology annotation, cellular component: intracellular membrane-bounded organelle. The coding region runs from base 1 to 2121 and encodes 706 amino acids. Lineage: Eukaryota; Fungi; Ascomycota; Saccharomycetes; Saccharomycetales; Saccharomycetaceae. Gene Ontology annotation, biological process: magnesium ion homeostasis. The transcript has a single exon. The record is from RefSeq and is a predicted model, not a curated record.
AUGUCGUUGUUGUCACUAAGGUCCCGGUCACGAUCUGGCGCUCCUCAUUGGGUAUACAUGUUCUUGUACCAUAUCUUCACGAUACCGAAGAUAUAUUCACUGCCGUUGAUAACCGGAUCACAUGCACUCAAUUCUAGAGAUGUUGCCGACUCCGGCCAUAGCGUAGGUGAUGAGGCGAGCGUAACCACGUACUAUAUUAUCUCUAUCAUCCUGGUGCUGCUGGGUGGUGUAUUUGCUGGGUUGACGCUUGGGUUGAUGGGUCAAGACGAAGUUUACCUGAAGGUUAUCAGUACUUCAGGCUCGAAUUCUGAGAAGAAACUGGCCAAGCGGGUGCUUGACCUAAUAUCUAAGGGGAAACAUUGGGUUCUGGUCACGCUACUUCUUUCCAAUGUUAUAACUAACGAAACGCUACCUAUCGUUUUGGAUAGGUGUCUCGGAGGCGGUUGGCAAGCUGUAGUGUCGUCAACGAUUCUAAUUGUUAUUUUCGGUGAAAUUAUUCCGCAGAGUGUCUGCGUUAAAUACGGGUUGCAAGUCGGGGCAUUCUUCUGCCCCUUUGUUCUUGUACUGAUGUAUUUGAUGUACCCGGUCGCGUAUCCGAUUGCGACUCUCCUGGAUUAUAUGCUGGGUGAAGAUCAUGGUACCAUGUACAAGAAGUCCGGCCUGAAGACUUUGGUCACCUUGCAUAGGACCAUGGGUGUGGAACGGUUGACUAAAGACGAAGUCACGAUCAUCUCUGCUGUCUUGGAUCUGAAGGCAAAGAGGGUCGAGGAAAUUAUGACUCCGAUUGAAAACGUGUUUACAAUGAGUGCUGAUACCAUCCUAGACGACAAAACUGUCGAAAAGAUAUUCAAUUCAGGGUUUUCCAGAAUCCCAAUUUUUUUGCCCAAUGAACCGAAUAACUUCAUUGGCAUGUUACUUGUCAGGGUGCUUAUUUCCUACGAUCCUGAUGAUUGCCUUCCAAUCUCCCACUUUCCCUUGGCCACGUUGCCGGAAACUUCCCCCAACACGUCUUGUUUGAAUAUUCUGAAUUACUUCCAGGAGGGAAAAGCUCACAUGUGUGUCGUUAGUAAAGAGCCGGGCUCCUCGCAUGGCGCUAUUGGUGUUUUGACCUUGGAAGAUGUCAUUGAAGAGUUGAUUGGUGAAGAAAUCGUGGACGAGUCUGAUGUCUUUGUCGACAUGCAUCAGCAUAUUAUGAGACAACAACCGGGACCCUUGAGCAAAAGGCACAUUACUUCCUAUUUACAUCAUUUAUACACCAGCUCUCACAAGGAACACCGUGCUCCAGACCAUACCGAUGAAUCUUCUCCACUCUUGUCCCCAUCUAAUUCCAAUCACCCGUCUGUGCACCUACAGCAAGAUUUGAACAGUAAGUCUUGGAAACGGAAGUCCAACGAUGGUUACGAUAGGUCCAACGCUGUCUUAUCCCCAACUCCACAACCAACAGAACAUGGCACCAUCAUACCUUCAAAUCUAGCGUCCAACCCAUUGAACGUAAAUAAAUCUUUUGUCACGAUUAAAAAGCCCGCUAACGUCCCGAAGAUUAUUACUACUCACACUCCUCAUUCUAGCAAAGAACCUUCUCCAGCACCACACUCAAAUGGUAAGUCACUCUCCGCCGAAGAACAACAACUAUUAAGUGAUCAUGCAGAACUGUCCCACCAAGCUAUCCUCCACACUCAAAGGUCAGGUGAACCCACUCAAGUCACUACCUCGACAAAAACCACGAGAAAUAGCCCUGACAGCAUAUCAAUUCCAAACUCUGACACUGAUCACCUCAACGAAAACCAAAACGUCACAAUCUCAUCCUCUUACCAAAACACCAAGAAUGGUAUCGUUGAAUCUGUGAUCACAGUCAAAGGUGUCCCCAAAACGAUCAUUGGCCCCGCAAAGGAUUGGGACGAAUCCAAAAGUGAACAUGAUAAUGAAAAUAUCAACCAAGAAUAUUCAAAUCGAAGUGACGAUAGAGAAAGUUCAAGUUCGAACGCAAGUUUGUUUUCCAGUAUUAAAAAUAAAUUUAAAAACGAGAAUACUAACAACAAUGAUCGUCCUAAUUACACCGAAUCUUUGUCAAGAACCUCCAAUUAUGAAGGUAACGGCUCUUCCUCAACCAUGAAAAGGUGA